Molecule: messenger RNA, 1239 nt
Organism: Cyanidioschyzon merolae strain 10D
Lineage: Eukaryota; Rhodophyta; Bangiophyceae; Cyanidiales; Cyanidiaceae
Exons: 1
Coding region: 1-1239 (412 amino acids)
Molecular function (GO): protein binding
Source: RefSeq, a predicted model, not a curated record
AUGUCAGUAUGGGAAACGAACUUGAAGAAACUGGAGCUUAAGCGAAUCAUUCGUGAACCGCACAACGAAGAUAUUCGCGCACUCGAGCGCAACACAGUGCAAGCAACUGCACACAACUUAAUCGCCUCUCUUUCUUCCGAGUAUUGCUUUGUUUAUGAUAACGAGCACCUGGGUCCGAACUUGGACUUGUGUGUUGCCUUUCGGUCUUCGGAUGGAGACGAGUUCACCUGUUGCUGUUUCGUACUGCCGGUCACGACGAGGGAGCAGCGCUCCUGGCUAGAGCGAUGGGUGCCAGCAAGUGAACGAGGCAAAGCAACCCUGGAGACGCUGGUCGUCAUCGGCUGCCGUUCUGGUCGGCUGCGGGUUCUCAGCAUCGCGGAAGCCUCGGAAAUCCUCAUCAUAUCGCAUGAAGCUGGAAAACCGCUCUCCGCAGCAGAGGCCUGUACCGCAGUCGAUCUGCAUGCGGUUGCUGAUGCACUCGGCAUUCGCGCGGUGGGCGCCCACCCCAGCCGCGAGGGUGUCUUCGCAUCUGCCUCAGGGAAUGGGGUUUGUGUAUGGCAGCUUCUGGGCGGUCAUCGUCAUGUGCAGCUCAUCGGGCGAGUCCAUCUGGAACGGCCGACAGCGCUCGCGCUCUCUCCGGAGGAUGCGCUUUUCGUAGCGCGUACGAAGCCGUCCGAAAUCCGAGUGUGGCAACUCAGAUUUGAGGAGAGCACUUGGACGGGGCCGGCCGAGGCACCCGGUGCGGAAAGCAAAGUGUUGCAGGGUCGACUGGCUGAACUCGACGGUGGUCGCCUCCUUGCAGCAGUUGCGAGUACUGUCGAAGUCGUGCGCUGUGGCCCGCGCGGUCUCGUCGUGAAAACAUCUGAUUCGUUACGCUACCUUGAUUAUGAGAAGGGUACAGAUAUCUGGAAUCAGUCCGGGCGGGGCGAGAGGGUCAUUGGACUGCGCGGCAGCGGAGGAGGAUGCGGCGCUAUCGAUGUCGCGCUCGAUGAGGACCACAUCGGGACUGCCGUUGAUCCCGGCCUGGUAUGCGUUGCAACGGAUGCCGGUGUAAUCCACGUGUACCGUCUGGAAGACGCUCUUAGGGUGGCAUCUGUUGUGGUUCCUCGCUUACGUCAUCAGAUGGGGAGCUGUGUGUUCGGCUCCAGAGGGGAAUCCCUGAUCGCUGCGCAUGCUCAAUUAAUUUACCGUUUGCAGGCCGUCUCGGACGACGCUCCCGCCAGCGAAAUGAAUCGUUAG